GGAGGUGCCCUACACUACUCUAGCUACAAGGAUGAUGAUGGGCGUUUGGUGGAUGUUUGCUCUUAUUGUAAUUUCCUCGUAUACCGCCAACCUAGCAGCAUUCCUCACCAUCUCACGCAUAGAGAACUCCAUACAGUCCCUCCAGGACUUAUCCAAGCAGACGGAGUUGCCUUAUGGCACAGUGUUGGACUCAGCAGUAUAUGAUCAGGUCCGCUACAAGUCUAUGAACCCCUUCGAGAGAGAUCCCAUGUACUCCCAGAUGUGGCGCAUGAUUAACCGCACUGGAGGAGGAGAAAACAACGUUGAGGAGUCAAAAGAAGGCAUUCGCAAGGACUGCUGCUUGUGAUAAUUCAUGUCUGAGCCUCUGUGAUGACAUGUCGCAACAGGGCUGGGGCAAACCCCAUUUCAUU
Messenger RNA from Notothenia coriiceps (black rockcod), 410 nucleotides. Its product is annotated as glutamate receptor ionotropic, delta-2-like. Gene Ontology annotation, molecular function: ligand-gated monoatomic ion channel activity. Lineage: Eukaryota; Metazoa; Chordata; Actinopteri; Perciformes; Nototheniidae. The transcript has 3 exons. The coding region runs from base 32 to 346 and encodes 104 amino acids. Gene Ontology annotation, cellular component: membrane. The record is from RefSeq and is a predicted model, not a curated record.